Molecule: messenger RNA, 351 nt
Organism: Arabidopsis thaliana (thale cress)
Lineage: Eukaryota; Viridiplantae; Streptophyta; Magnoliopsida; Brassicales; Brassicaceae
Product: ECA1 gametogenesis related family protein
Exons: 1
Coding region: 1-351 (116 amino acids)
Cellular component (GO): extracellular region
Source: RefSeq, marked reviewed
AUGGAAAGAAUGUGGGCGACGUUCAUGCUAGCUUUGAUAAUUUUACUAACAACAUCCAUACAAGCAAAGGGUAAUGAGAAAGGAAAUGAUAUUGCCGGUGCUCCAUCGCCUACAUUAGCACCUCAAUCAGAGAAUGGAUUAUUACCUAAUCCUGCAUCUUGUUUGGCCGACGUAAAAACAAUUCCGAAUUGUGUAAAAGCAGUGAAGCGCUUCAAACUCAGAAAUGUCACAAAGAAAUGUUGUGUCAUCCUACUUUAUCUUCCGGAAGAUUGUUUCGGAUAUUUGUUUCCUGUUCGUUGGAUCUAUCGUAUUCUGCUUAAGAUUGCCUGCAAAAUACUAGGUCACAUUUGA